Messenger RNA from Rasamsonia emersonii CBS 393.64, 1434 nucleotides. RefSeq lists its product as uncharacterized. Gene Ontology annotation, cellular component: membrane. NCBI's taxonomy places the organism in Eukaryota, Fungi, Ascomycota, Eurotiomycetes, Eurotiales, Trichocomaceae. The transcript is spliced from 4 exons. The record is from RefSeq and is a predicted model, not a curated record. Bases 1 to 1434 code for a protein of 477 amino acids.
AUGGGUGCCGCACUCUCCAUUCCGUUCAUGGCGCUGCCCAGCGCCAGCACCCUUCUGUCCGUUGGGGCCUCCUGCUGCGGAGCGGCGACCUGCUCAGCAGUCUGCAGCGCCUGUGGAAAGUUUCAGAGCAGUAUGGCGACGCGAAUCGCCUAUGCUUUCAUCCUGCUCAUCAACUCCAUGAUCUCCUGGAUGAUGCUCACACCCUGGGCUCUCAAAAAGCUAGAGCAUAUGACCCUCGACUACAUGACCAUACGAUGUGACGGCAAAGAGUGUUAUGGCUGGGUAGCUGUCCAUCGGAUUAACUUUGGCCUUGGUCUCUUCCACCUCAUCCUCGCCCUAUUACUCCUCGGCGUGAGGACAUCCAAAGAUAGCAGGGCGGCCUUGCAGAAUGGGUUCUGGGGUCCGAAGAUCAUUUUCUGGAUCGGUUUCGUGGUCAUGUCAUUCUUCAUCCCGGAGGGUUUCUUCUUAGUCUACGGCCACUACAUUGCUUUCGUCUGCGCGAUGCUGUUCCUCCUGCUCGGCCUUAUCCUCCUCGUCGAUCUUGCGCAUUCCUGGGCGGAACUCUGCUUGGAGAAGAUCGAGGACAGCGAUUCGCGAUUUUGGCGUGGAUUGCUGAUUGGUUCGACCCUGGGCAUGUACAUCGCCUCGAUCGUCAUGACCGUGCUGAUGUACGUGUUCUUUGCGCAGAGUGGCUGCUCGAUGAACCAAGCUGUGGUAACCAUCAAUCUUAUUCUCUUCCUUAUUGUUUCCGUCGUAUCGAUUCAGCCUACGGUGCAGGAGUACAACCCUCGAGCUGGGUUGGCGCAAGCCGCCAUGGUCACAGUUUACUGCACGUAUCUUACCCUGUCGGCCGUCUCCAUGGAGCCCGAUGAUCGUCACUGCAACCCCCUCAUUCGUGCUCAAGGCACGAGGACAGCCUCCAUUGUUCUCGGUGCCAUUGUCACGAUGGCCACAAUCGCUUAUACGACCACACGUGCUGCUACCCAGGGCAUUGCCCUAGGCUCGAAAGCUGGGCACAACUAUUCCGCCCUGGGUACAGACGAGAACGAGCAUGGGCUUGUGACUCAGCAGCCUUCAAGCCGCCGAGAGAUGCGUGCCGAAGCUCUUCGUGCUGCUGUGGAGAGUGGCAGCUUGCCUGCCAGUGCGCUGGAUGAGAGCGACGACGAAGAUGACGCCUAUGACUCGAAGGAUGAUGAACGCAACUCGACCCAGUAUAACUACUCGCUCUUCCACGUCAUUUUCUUCUUGGCAACCACUUGGGUCGCAACCCUUCUAACGCAGAAUUUGGAUCCUGAAACCCAAGGCGAUUUUGCCCCGGUUGGCAGGACGUAUUGGGCCAGCUGGGUGAAGAUUAUCAGCGCCUGGAUCUGUUACGCUAUUUAUCUGUGGACCUUGAUUGCUCCCGUGCUAAUGCCUGAUCGGUUCGACUUCUAA